AAGUGCGGCUCAGUAAGGCGGCGACAAGGACUGAGGAAGGGUGUGUGUCGGGCCUCUCUCUCCUCCUGCACGCCCCUCGGCAACAAGUGUGUGUGUCCGUGCGUGCGUGUGUCUGUGUGUCAGGGAAAACCAGAAUACCCAUGACCUUCAAAGGGAGUCUACGGUGCGAUUAAACCCAUCACUGGACGAAGAGCCUGACGAGGGACGUCAAGACGCCCCAUCCGAGAACCAUGCGGGGCCUGUGGGUGGUGGCGGCGGCGGCGGUUGUGGUGGUGGUGGCGGUGCCUGCAGUGGGGGCGUCCGCCUCUCGGCCUGGCCUCAGCUGGUGCUCCGAGUCUUCCAUUGACAACCUGGCGGUGGACGUCAGCCAGAAGCCUGAGCUGGGGCAGAUCGAAGUGGUGGUGAACAGCUCGUACGCGCUGGACGUGGUGGACAAGGUGUGGGUGAGGAAGCAGGCGCCGUGCGAGGGCAUCACCCAGCCCGAGGUGGUCAUCCUGGACGGGGAAGCGGCGAGACUCGUGCUGCAGGAUGACGACGAGAUCAGCCUCUAUUGGCGGCCCCCCGACACGCUGCCGCUCUUCCAGGAAGUGCAGGAGUUCUGCAUCACCUCCAACCGCGAUAGUCCCGAGGGGCCCUGGAACACUUUUCUUGCCAAGUUCUGUUUCCCCAACGCGCUGCUGCAGACGGAGAAGGACGUACAAUCCUGCUCGGAGAUGACGUGUGUGCGGAAAUGCUGCCCUCAGGGUCAAGCGAUGGCUCCCGGCGCCAUGUGUGCCGCAGAGGAGGAAGGCGACAGUUGGCAUCCCAGCCUGGCGUCCGGGGAGCCCGGCGCGGCGGCCACGACCAUCCACAUGCUGUACGGGCCGCCCAGACUCUGCCACAAUGCGCUGGUCUACCACAACUUUUCCAUCCUGCCCUCGGGGAUGCUGAAGCUGCAGGGCGAACUGAGCACCGACGUGGACGGCUACUGCAUCGACACCUUCCAAGGCAGACCCUUCCAGUCCGUGGCCAUGGUGUGUGAGGAGAAGGUGACGGCGUGGCACUGCGAUUGGAAGUACCUGCUGCUGAAACCGGCGCUGCUGGGCGUGUCGUGCGUGUUUUUGCUGCUCACCUGGCUCGUGUACGUGUCCGUGGCCGAGCUUCGCGCCUCCAACGAGGGCGGCUGCGUCAUCUCCCUCGUCAGCUCGCUCCUCGUCACCUACGCCACACUCAUCGUCCUCAACCUCACCGCCGAAGACUUCGCGUACUUCAGCUGCGUGGUGGCCGGUCGGCUGUGUCACCUGUCCACCCUCGCGGCGUUCUUCUGGAUGAACGUCCUCAGCUUCCACACCUUCAUGCAGCUCAGGUCCAGGCAAGAUCCGGCGUGGGAGAGGCCCCUAGUGUUCCGUCUGUACUCGGUGUACGCGUGGUGCUGCCCCCUGGUGCUGGUGCUGGUGGGCGUGGUGCUGGACGCUGUGGCGGCUGAUGUCAUACGGCCCAACAUCGACACCUCUUGCUGGUUCUACGAUGCCUCCGCCUAUUGGGUCUACCUGUACGGGCCGAUGCUGCUGCUGCUGCUCGUCAACGCCGUCUUCUUCGUGGGCUGCAUCAUGCUCUUGUGCUGUGGCCGAGGCCGACACACCUACGAGCUCUCCGCCGUCCCUCAGCAGACCUGUGGCGCGUGGGUGUGCGUCAGGCUCGUCAUCAUCAUGGGGAUCCUGUGGCUGAUGGAGGUGGCCACGUGGUCCUUCGCCGCCUACUGCAGCAUCCCGGAAUGGAUCUUCGACGUGGUUAACAGCCUUCAGGGAGUCUACAUAUUCCUCGUCACCGUCUGCUGCAGGAGAAACCUCAAGGUGUUUCAUUGUGGAUGUCCUCGACUCGUGCACCGGGGCAAGCACAGGGAGGCGGGUUCCCCCUUCGGCAGCGGAGAAGCGUCGGAGGUGGCUGCAAACCCGCUGGUGCCGGGCUCGUAGUGGUGGAGUCGUGUCCUUUUUCGUAUCUCCUGUAUUACGAUUGUUCACAUUACCAGAAGCGAAAUUUGUUGUUGUUUUAUCACAGUCAAGUUCUUGUAUCCCUUAAAAAUGACUGUAUUGGCCUCAGAGAAAUUGUAGUAAAAUCGUAUCCCCUCUCGCUCGGCUCUUCCGUAAGUAACUCGUUUCCCGUUUUCUGUUACGCUCUUAAAUCCCAUUAGGUGUCAGUUUUGCAGUCUUGUAGUAUGUUAUAUUAUGUAAUCUCUCCUUAAUAUUUACGCUUUUUUAUGUAAUUAGAAUUAAGCGAGUUUCUUGGGCAUGCAACGGAAGUCUUGGGGCCUUGUUACUAAACAUAUCGUCGCCAAAGUUCACCUAUUUGACAAGGCUUUCCUAGGAGUUUGGGGCAUUUCCAGGAGUAGUUUUAUGACCCUGGUGGUAGUCUGACCCUUCUUCCGUACCUAGAACCUGAAGAAACACUCAUUAGAACCCGAUUGAUCCCCUCUUUGACCUUUAGAAAUAGCUCAUGUGAGAAGCGAAAGUGUUUUAUAAUACCAAUCCAAGUCCUCCAGGCCCAUUCGUCGCCAAUACAUUUUUGCAUCUCACUGAGGUUUAUAUUCUCGACAUUUCGGGGCUUCCACACCCACGUUUGACAAGGCUUUCGUAGAGGUUGUUCCGGGUAUUUCCAUGGGUAGUUUAUGCGCCUAGUGAUAGUUCAGAUGUCUGCUGCACACUGAACGUUAAAACACUCGUGAGAACCCGAUCAAUCUCCUUCGUGGCCUUUGAAAAUACUUGUCGUGAGAGGUGGAAGCGUCUGAGAAAACGGAGGCUUCGAAGGGACAAAUUUUGGGGUGUUCCUUCUUUUUUUUUUUUUUUUUUUUUUUUUUUUUUACAACAGAGGAGACAGUGCAAGGGCGUAAAAAAAAAGAAAACAAUAUGUAAAAAAAAAAAAAAAAAAAGCCCGCUACUUACUGCUGGGUUGUGCAGUUUACCGGAGGAUAUUUAGGUUUGAAUACGUUGGGUUAGGUUACAUUAGGUUUUCCAGCGGAGUGUUCACGGAUGGUAUUUGUUCAGCUGUUGAGCCGUCCAGUUGUUCUUCUACAUUCACGAAGGCGAAGUGAACGGCCCUACGGAUGGCAAGGUUUAUUGGUGCUAUAGCCCUUGGUCUUACAUAUAAACCAACGCAACCAAACCUUUCUUCACUGUUCCUUUGUGUGUGUGUGUGUGUGUGUGUGUGUGUGUGUGUGUGUGUGUGUGUGUGUGUGUGUAAAUUACCGUCUUCCACAACAUACUCUUCGCUGCAACAAGACAUUUCUACACAUCCAUAAAUGAUAUCAAUGAUGUAGUUAUGGUUUAGUUCGUAUGAUUUGUCCUUCAUUUGGAGUUUAUUUUUUACACAUACAUAAACAGACUUCCUUUCCUCUGCCUCGCGACUAACAUAUCCCUGAAAGCUCUUUGUUGGAUGUUGCUAAAAUGAAUAGUUAUUAUGGCAGUACACAGACAAUCAUACUGGCUCCCAUCCCCUACUUGAGUGCGUAAUCGUCUACAGCUCUUCAUGAAUUUAUACUCCAUACUGUUAUUGUGAGAUGACGCCAUUUGGCCCCAUCAACAAAACUCUGUUCCUUCACCUUUGUAUCUUCAUGCGUAAAAGUGUUAAGGUUAACAGUAGUUUUUGUACUUUAAUAAAGCUAUAAGCCUCUGC
Molecule: messenger RNA, 3648 nt
Organism: Eriocheir sinensis (Chinese mitten crab)
Lineage: Eukaryota; Metazoa; Arthropoda; Malacostraca; Decapoda; Varunidae
Product: probable G-protein coupled receptor Mth-like 4
Exons: 9
Coding region: 231-1952 (573 amino acids)
Biological process (GO): G protein-coupled receptor signaling pathway; cell surface receptor signaling pathway
Cellular component (GO): membrane
Molecular function (GO): G protein-coupled receptor activity
Source: RefSeq, a predicted model, not a curated record